AUGGGCUUCCUGAGACAGAACAAAGAUCUUUUUGACUAUCAUAAGACGUCCGCCAAAUUAUACCCUAUCGUAGAGUGCUCAAUGCAUCACCGUUCUGUCUACCGACUGCUACAAGUGGUACAAAAACUGGUCGCUCAACCUAGUGAUGUGGGCUUCGGUGCCAUCGUCUCAGCGGUCAACAAAGCUGUCUCACAAAGAUUUACCACGCCUCCUACUGCUGAAACGCCGUCUGAUAUACUGAGCUCCUUCAUGCGCCAUGGCUUGACUCACCUAGAAUGUCAGUCAGAGGCGAUUCUGUAG
Messenger RNA from Exophiala aquamarina CBS 119918, 300 nucleotides. RefSeq lists its product as uncharacterized. Bases 1 to 300 code for a protein of 99 amino acids. The transcript has a single exon. Lineage: Eukaryota; Fungi; Ascomycota; Eurotiomycetes; Chaetothyriales; Herpotrichiellaceae. The record is from RefSeq and is a predicted model, not a curated record.